Penicillium argentinense is the source of this 2613-nucleotide messenger RNA. RefSeq names its product RFX family transcription factor. The transcript is spliced from 3 exons. Gene Ontology annotation, biological process: regulation of transcription by RNA polymerase II. NCBI's taxonomy places the organism in Eukaryota, Fungi, Ascomycota, Eurotiomycetes, Eurotiales, Aspergillaceae. Gene Ontology annotation, molecular function: DNA-binding transcription factor activity, RNA polymerase II-specific; RNA polymerase II cis-regulatory region sequence-specific DNA binding. The record is from RefSeq and is a predicted model, not a curated record. Bases 1 to 2613 code for a protein of 870 amino acids.
AUGCCUCCCGAACUAGUGCGCGCCCCGUCGCAAGGAAGCAUCGUCUCCCAAACCACCCAACAGAUGGGACCCAUGAGCCGUCCAGGGACUGCUGACCCCCUACGAGGCCGCUCCGAGACCAUUUCCCGUACUGGUCGCCGCCCACGCUCCCGAGGCUCGACAGCCAGUAUUCAUUCGAGCACCACACAACAAACCCAGGAUCAACUCGAUGCAUUCCCGCAAUUUAUGCCCUCCCAGGUCGCCGGUGCCCAGCAUGUCUUCGGCGGGAACCCAGAAGAUAUGAUCAUGCGGUUUGGACACCAGCUCGCACACCAAACCCAUGGCCCGUCCUUGGACCAAGGCCAUCGUGACGUCCAUUCGGUAGGCCCUCGCCCCGACGAUUUUGCUAGCCAUGCCAUGCACGGUCACAACCUCUCGCACCACUCCAUGCCGCCCGAGAUGAACCACAAUGGGCUGCAACAAGUCCCCGUCUCCCAGUACCAGCCCCUGUACGACAGCGGUAUCGAGAACCAUCUGCCCGACCAGACAUUGGAUGAACAGGAGGCGUCUGAGGCUGGUGGGAAGAAGAAGCGUGGAUCCAGCUCAACUCUGGCGAAUGACAAUGAACUGCGUAAGCUGUUGCGUCAAUAUGAGGGAUAUACCUUGAAGCAGAUGGCCACCGAGGUCAUGAAGCACGAGGGUGCCGGAGGCAAGGCAGAGAAGGUGAAGCAGGUAUUCGCCAUGAUCUGGCUGCGUGAGAACUGUCGCAAGAGCAAUGGCUCCGUCCGACGUGAUCGAGUGUACUGCUGCUACGCAGAGAAGUGUGGCACGGAACGAGUGUCGGUGUUGAACCCCGCAUCCUUUGGCAAGCUGGUCCGCAUUAUUUUUCCCAACGUCCAGACGCGACGCCUCGGCGUGCGUGGUGAAUCCAAGUAUCAUUAUGUGGAUCUGUCAGUCAUUGAGGAGAAGCAAGUGAAGCCUGUGGCCCAGGUUCCUUCCCACCCUCACGGCCCUUCUGGGAUGCCUGAUCGACCCGCUAGCGCGAUGCGUUCGCGACAGUUUGAUGGCGAGUCUCCGGCACCUACCGUCAAUUCCACCGGACGCAUCAGUGUUAGCAUCCCCCCUCCCACCGCUGACACGGCCGUCUUCCCUUCGCCAACCACCUCGUUCGCACCCCGCAAUUCCACCACGUCCAAUACCUCUCCCAUGGGCAGUUGCAGCUGUCAGGGCCAGCCUCCGUUUGGCUCAGAUGCCACCAUCACCACCGACAACGUCGCGCAGCAAGCCGGCAAGAUGAUCCAUCAGAUGCUGCAGUUCCCCAACGAUGAAACCCCUUCGGUGGACAAUGACUCCCUCACCCUGCCCGAUAUUCGCCCGUACCUUCCUCAAAACACUGAUCUCAAGGUGGCUGAUGCACUGGCGGCCCUUUACCGGUCCCACUGUAUAUCGGUCAUUGACAGCUUCCGCUUCUGCAAGGAACGCAACCUCCUCAAAUACUUCUCGGCCUUCCACGGCACGCUGACCGUUCCAGUCCAGAAGUUGCUGACGCACCCGAAUGUGGCUCCUUGGAUCAAGGAGUGCGAUUGGCUGAUGUACCAAAAAAUGAUUGCCUUUGUGGCACCGCUCACCACGCAGGUGGUUCCCAAAGUCGUAAUGGACGCCUUUGGUUCCAUCUCGCAGCGGCUCUGCGGCCACAUCGCCGAGACCUUCAAGGCACAGCCUGCCCAUGUCUCGGUGGCGCGACUCGUCCCUGCGCACAUCUUCUGCAACCUUCUCAAGCACAUGCUGGAUGUCAACCAGGCGGCGAAUGCUGCUGCGGCCUGGCUAUGCCACCCCGACAAUCGCAAUCAGAUGUGGUAUGACUUUAAGACCUUGGUGAACCCGACUGAGAUGAUCACCAAGGCGAACAUUCCGAGCUGUGCCGAAAAGGCUACCCAACAGAUCCUUAAGCAUGAUGUGCGGGCGCUCCUCACCCCUCUUCAGGAUGCCAGCCCGUCGACCGGCCUGCCUUUUUUCCACAAGCCCGAUCAACCCGAGGAUGCGGAGGCCCACCAGUUCCCUGUUGACAACUCCAGUGGAGACGACUACAACUUUCCCGAUAACUGGGUCUCUUUCAUUCUCAACCUCCCUGUCAUCUUCGCCCAACACCACGCCGCGUGCAUCAUUGACAAGGUUGAUGCCCUGUGGGACAGCGUCCUGCACCGCCUGACCCUCGGCGGUGCUCCCAGCUUCAGUGCCUGGUGGAUGACCAAGGUCUUCUUCCACGAGAUGAUGGUCUGGCAGGCUGAGAAGGGUGGCUUCAUGCACAGCACGCCUGCAUCCUUGCAGAGUGCCGUUUUCGGUCACGAGCACACCGGCAUGGUAAACUACCAGCGCCAGUCUGGCACUGCCAAUGGAGUGCCUUCGAAGACACACUCACGCCAGUCCAUGAGCCAUGAGGCCGCCACUGAGAGCCCCGCCUCGAACGAGACCGAGUCCAAGCAUGUCCCCGAGAAAGAGCUCGUCCUCCCCGCAAACAACGAUGAUAGCGCCAUCGACCUCGAGGACGACCCGAUGAUGAUCGCGGUGGGUAAAUACAACGACAUGAUGGCCUCGGAUCCCGCCGACGCCGAAGGCGACGUGGUUGUGAUCUAG